Pelobates cultripes (western spadefoot toad) is the source of this 762-nucleotide messenger RNA. The record is from the annotation of a GenBank genome assembly. NCBI's taxonomy places the organism in Eukaryota, Metazoa, Chordata, Amphibia, Anura, Pelobatidae.
AUGGAAAGACACUCAGAAGAGAUUGUGGAGGAUAUGAAUAAAAUAGAAAGGGAAGUUAUUCUAAUUAAGAAAAAGAAGUAUCAGAGAGACAAAUCAGACUAUAUGGGAAACAAAGUACAUGCUUUCCAUAGGGGGAAUUUUGAAAAUAGAAGGGAAAGGUUAGAACCCCAGAAUUAUGUGUCUAGGACUGAAUACCCUACACGGAAAUAUGAUGAGUCUAGAAAACAACAUAAACAGGGGUACAGACAAUAUAACGGAGACAGAUAUCAUUAUAGAAGGAGACGGAGAUCCUUCAGUGGUAGUAGACAAAAUCAGAGGAAAUAUAAUCAUAGCCAACAGUGGAGGGCAAAGGUUCAGGGGGACGAUACCCCAAUCAAGAAGUAUGAGAGACAGUUUUCAAAUAGACCUGUUAGAGAUACAACCAAAAGAGAGGAAACUGAGAGGGAUAGAAACCAUAAAUCAAGGUUAGAAUCUAAUGUAUGGAAACCGGUUUCUCCGGGAUUACAUCGUAAGCCAAUAGACUCUAUGGAGUCUAAUGGACACGAGACCAGGCAUGUCACCCAGGGACAAGAAGGACACCCGAAGGAUUUUUUAGAUUGGGAACACAAAAGAAAAGAAAGAAUCAAAUUAAAUCUUCCAAGCUCUCCGUUAAAAAGAAGAAUAGAAAGAGAGGAACAAGAGGGGGAAAUAAGAUACAGAGAAGGAAAAAGGGGAAGGAUAAAGAUAUUAAGGGAAUAUAUAAUCUUUCGAAACUUACAUUAA